This is a messenger RNA of Umbelopsis ramanniana AG, 795 nucleotides long. RefSeq lists its product as uncharacterized. The record is from RefSeq and is a predicted model, not a curated record. Bases 108 to 644 code for a protein of 178 amino acids. Lineage: Eukaryota; Fungi; Mucoromycota; Umbelopsidomycetes; Umbelopsidales; Umbelopsidaceae. The transcript is spliced from 2 exons.
CAAAGUUGUCACCACUACCAUAAUCACUGCAUCUUUUUGCAGUUUGUUCGGAUCCAUUUUUCGAUUAUUAUAUUAUAACUGAGCGCAGUAACAGUUUCGCAGCAUCAAUGGUGGAAGCAGAUCGUGAUGCUUUUCCAUCGUACCUUCGAGUCCUGCCAGAUUUCCAUGUUAUCCUCUGCACAACCCACGGCUGCUGCUAUACACGACAGAACCUCUCCAGACAUCUUUUAGAGAAGCAUCAGAUAAAACGUAGAGAACGGCAGAGGAUUGAAUCAUCGAGUCGAUUGAACGACGUCGCUACCUCUAUUGCUGAUGUUGUACAGCCUCGAGAUGGUACUAACGAGAUUCGCGGGCUGCCGGCCGCACUGGGCUUCCUCUGCCACUUCCCUGACUGCGACUUUCGUUCGAUUAACGGCGACCGGAUUCGGAAACACUAUAAUGAAGUGCAUCAGUGGAAAGUUUUGCAGCAAGGGGCUAUGCCAUGGAAUGAAGCAUACAUGCAAACGUUAUUUCAGCAGAAGCAAUACCAACAGCACUUUUCAGUAGUUCUGGCAGACCAAGUCCACCAGUCCGCUACCCCACAAUAUAUAUAUCCCCGGGCCAAUGCACCAAAUAAUGUCGCCCCAGCUUCUACCCGCUGGUAAGUACCUAUCUGUUUCUUUACCUCGUGUGAAUAUGACCAUAUACGAAUCUUUUCCUAUAUUCCAGUGACGUCCAAUCAUCUCCCCCCAUUGUUCCUGAUAAUGCAUGGGAUCAAAUUAUGGAACGGUACCGAGCUGGACUUCAACAGCAACG